CAGGGGGCGGGCGUACCGGCUUACGGACGCCCCCAGGCCCGCUGCCGCUGUGUCGCGUCCUCUCGCCUGGAAAAGUGUUUAAGCUUUUAAAAUGUCAUCUAUCAAGCACUUAGUUUAUGCUGUUAUUCGUUUCUUACGGGAACAAAGUCAGAUGGAUGCUUAUACUUCAGAUGAACAAGAAAGUUUGGAAGUUGCAAUUCAGUGCUUGGAGACAGUUUUUAAAAUCAGCCCAGAAGAUACCCAUCUAGCAGUUUCACAGCCUUUGACAGAAAUGUUCACCAACUCCUUCUGUAAGAAUGACGUUUUGCCUCUCUCAAACUCAGUGCCUGAAGAUGUGGGAAAAGCUGACCAAUUAAAAGAUGAAGGCAAUAACCACAUGAAAGAGGAAAAUUAUGCUGCCGCCGUGGAUUGUUACACACAGGCAAUAGAUCUGGAUCCAAAUAAUGCGGUUUAUUAUUGCAACAGGGCUGCUGCUCAGAGUAAAUUAGGUCACUACACGGAUGCAAUAAAGGACUGUGAGAAAGCAAUAGCAAUUGAUUCAAAAUACAGCAAGGCCUAUGGGAGAAUGGGAUUGGCCCUCACUGCCAUAAAUAAAUUUGAAGAAGCAGUUACAAGUUAUCAAAAGGCAUUAGAUCUUGACCCUGAGAAUGAUUCUUAUAAGUCAAAUCUGAAAAUAGCAGAACAGAAGUUAAGAGAGGUAUCUAGUCCUACAGGAACUGGAUUGAGCUUUGACAUGGCUAGCUUAAUAAAUAAUCCAGCCUUCAUUAGUAUGGCAGCAAGUUUAAUGCAGAAUCCUCAAGUCCAGCAGCUAAUGUCAGGAAUGAUGACAAAUGCUAUUGGGGGACCUGCUGCUGGAGUUGGGGGACUAACUGACCUGUCUAGCCUCAUCCAAGCGGGACAGCAGUUUGCUCAGCAGAUACAGCAACAGAAUCCUGAACUCAUAGAGCAACUUAGAAAUCAUAUCCGGAGCAGAUCAUUCAGCAGCAGUACUGAAGAACAUUCGUGACUUGACCAGGGACCCUGGCCCAGAGCACAAAUGAUUAUGACUCUUAAGUGUUUGCUAUAGAUAGUGGCCAAAACAAAGACACCUAAAGAAUCAAUAUGUCUAGAUGAUAGGUUUGUCAUAAAUAGACUGAACAUAACAUGACUCCUUUGUAAACAAAUGAGCAGUAGCCCUGUGGAGUGCCAGUAUAGUACUGGACAGGGUUCCAUUUUCAAAUCUUCAUCAUCAUAUUUGUAUAUUAGACCUAAUAGCAGAGUAUAUUUAUUGAACAGUAGGGCUGUUUAUUGGUGAGCUUUCCAGCUCCAGAUUCCCAUAAGCAAACCCUUUUGAGUUUGAUGGAGAUGACCAAGAGGAAAGGUUUCUCAUGCUGGUUUAUAAAUAUCCUGGCCACUGAAUAGCAUGUCUGGAGAAAAGAAAUUUGUUGUCUAGGCUUCAUUUUGAUAGUGCGGUCAGUACUAAAUAUAGAUCACAGGGGCCAGUACUAUCUUUAAUGCUGCUUGUUCUGAAGGGCAACACGGAAUACUAAGAGCUGGUGGAAAGCAGCAUUUGGUGCAAGGGUUGUUUUGAAAAGAAAAAUAGAUGCUGUGAAUGUACAGAGAGUGAAGGUAGGAUGUUCAGGUUUUCUGCAUAGUUCUUAACUAAUCUUGCCUGCAGUUUGGUCUUGAUAACAUUAGCAUGGCCAAUUACUCUAAGUACAUAAUAAAAUACAUUUAGAAAUCCUUAAUGGUACUGUUUAGGUCCUUUGUAUAACUGUUCAAUUUAACUUGCACAAUUUCCCCAGUGGUGACUUUACCAUGGAAACUCUCAAAUAUAUUUACAUUUAAAUAAGCCAGUGGUUUGACCCUCAAGGAUUUUCUAAGUGGCAUUUAAUUAUGUGCAUAUAAAUACUGAUUUUUAAAAAACUCAUUAAUUAUUUGAUGGAUUAUAAAAACUUCUAUCACUAACAUUGCUUGUUCAUGUAAACCUUUGCUGUAAUUUGGCUUGGCAUGUUGCUUUUAUGCUUAAUCUUAAUUUGAUGCAAUGUAAACAUUAAUAGGGGACUUAAAUAUUUCACUGAAAUCAGAAUUCAUAGUAGUUAAGAAAUGUGGCAUUAAGUAUUAAUGGCAUGGCUUUAACUACAGCGAUGGUAAGACCAUUCUAACUGGAAUUUCUUUUGUUAAUUAUGGAAUUGGUAAAAUUGGGUGAACACAUAACAAUUUCACAAGUGUGAGAGAUAACUGAAAAAGUAAUAUAAAAUUAAGUCAGUAAUACUCAUGAUGAUGAGGGCCUUACUAUAACUAUUCUCCUCAGAAGACCUGGUAUCUAGAAGUUUAAAUACCAACUUUUCCUUUCUUUCCCCUUGUGAGUUUAGAAUAAUGGUUCUGUAAUUUCACUGUAAGAAUUCAUUAAAAACAAAGUUUCAGAGCCAUACUUUCAAUUUUUAUUUAAUAGGUCCUGUAGUAAGGCCUAGGAAUCACCAUUUUAAAUAGCAUACCAGGUGGUUGUGAUGUACGUCCAAGGACUCUAAUUUAGAGCAAAAGUAGGGUAGAGGUAUCACCUCAGACCAGCAAAUAUCUGAAUGCCUGCGUUCAGGUUACAAAGAUGACCCAUAUAAAUCCAUAGUUCUGCCCAGAGAAGAGCAGUACUUAAAAUUUUAGAUCCUCUGAAUUAAAUCUCCUGAAUUCCAUCUAACCAACUUAAUUUUUCAUAAAUUCAGGUCCUAGUGUUCAAGUGUUAAACAGAAUGAAGUACUAACUCUUCACAUGAAAGUUAGGACUGUUCUGGGGAAAAAAAAGGUGAAAGGGCGAAAGGUGAUCCACAAUUAAAAAUUAGCUACUCCUGGGGCACCUGGCUGGCUCAGUAGGUAGAGCAUGUGACUCUUGAGUUCAGGCUCUACGCUGGGCAUACAGCUUGCUUAGCAACAACAACAAAAAUUAGCUACUCUUAUCCAGUAGUAAGAGAAAGUUUCUAGCAAAACUAUCUUGAGUGUGUUAAAAUGCUCUUAGACCAAUAAAAUUGGUAAGCCUAUAGAUGACUGACUAGGAAAAUAGAGAAAAUACAAAUCAACAGUACCAGAAGUAAAAGAGGGGAUAUC
Molecule: messenger RNA, 3077 nt
Organism: Enhydra lutris kenyoni (northern sea otter)
Lineage: Eukaryota; Metazoa; Chordata; Mammalia; Carnivora; Mustelidae
Gene: SGTB
Product: small glutamine rich tetratricopeptide repeat containing beta
Exons: 11
Coding region: 92-1006 (304 amino acids)
Biological process (GO): post-translational protein targeting to endoplasmic reticulum membrane
Cellular component (GO): membrane; TRC complex
Molecular function (GO): molecular adaptor activity; protein binding
Source: RefSeq, a predicted model, not a curated record